Nilaparvata lugens (brown planthopper) is the source of this 1231-nucleotide messenger RNA. RefSeq names its product glyceraldehyde-3-phosphate dehydrogenase. Gene Ontology annotation, molecular function: oxidoreductase activity, acting on the aldehyde or oxo group of donors, NAD or NADP as acceptor; NAD binding; NADP binding. The record is from RefSeq and is a predicted model, not a curated record. The coding region runs from base 141 to 1139 and encodes 332 amino acids. NCBI's taxonomy places the organism in Eukaryota, Metazoa, Arthropoda, Insecta, Hemiptera, Delphacidae. The transcript has a single exon. Gene Ontology annotation, biological process: glucose metabolic process.
AAAAAAUAAUGUUUUAUCAAUCCACUGAAAUCAUCAGUUAACUUACCAUAUGACGAGAUAGGUUAUAUGUUAACAACACAAUUUUAAAAUCCCUUAUUUAUUGAAUCAAAUAGUUUUGUUUACCAAAAUACUCAACGGAAAUGAGUAUUGGAAUAAAUGGAUUUGGAAGAAUCGGGAGGCUUGUGUUGCGAGCAGCCCUAAAAGAAAAAAUUACAGUUUCAGCAAUAAAUGAUCCAUUUAUAGAUGAGAAUUAUAUGGCAUAUCUACUUAAAUAUGAUUCAUCACACGGAGUUUAUAAUGGAAAGUUAUCGCUAGACGAUGGCCAACUGUGCAUUGAAGGCAAUAGAAUAAGCAUUUUUAACAAACGAGAACCAGAAGCUAUACAAUGGGGAGAGGUUGGAGCAAAUUAUGUUGUUGAGUCGACUGGUAUUUUUAAAAGUAUCAAAGCUGCUGCUGGGCAUAUAGCAAAUGGUGCCAAGAAAGUGAUCAUUUCAGCCCCAAGUCCAGAUGCGCCUAUGUUUGUACCAGGAGUCAAUCUAAACAAAUACAAUUCAAGUAUCAACAUUGUUUCAAAUGCAUCGUGCACAACAAAUGCCUUGGCACCGUUGGCCAAAGUUAUUCACGAGAAUUUUGACAUUGUUGAAGGUUUGAUGACUACUAUUCACUCAGUAACAUCUUCUCAGAAAACAGUCGAUGCAGUUAUUCCAAAAAAGAGAAGGAGUGCACGUGGAGCUUUGCAAAACAUAAUACCGGCUUCAACCGGAGCUGCAAAAGCUGUUGGCAAAGUUAUACCAAGCCUUGAAGGACGUAUCACUGGAAUGGCAUUCCGCGUACCUCUGCCCAACGUUUCAGUUGUUGAUUUUACUGUUAAACUGCGCAAAGAAACGUCAAUAGAUGACAUCAAAGCUGCUGUCAAGGACGCCUCUGAAGGAUGCAUGAAAGGCAUACUGGGCUACACAGAAGAUGAAGUCGUCUCAUCAGACUUCAACGGCGAUACAAGGUCUUCCAUAUUUGACGCUAAAGCUAGUAUGUCCCUAAAUCCUAAAUUUUUCAAGCUGAUAACUUGGUAUGAUAAUGAGUAUGGUUAUUCUUGUAGAAUCAUUGAUCUCAUUAAGCACAUGCAAGAUAAAGAAUGUUGAUUUGUAAAAAGUAUAUAAGUUAUUUAUAUUAAAAUCUGAUUUUAUGAAUUGAAUAAAUAAGAGGAAUCAUUUUAUUCUUCAAUACAUGUUUC